UCAUAGACAUCACCUUCUUCUUUUUGUCUACGGACACGUUGUGAGCACGUUGUAAUUGUGUAGUUUUUGAGAAAACUACAAAAAUGUCGUCUCAUCUCAAUUGGAUGAUCAUCCGUAACAACAACGCCUUCCUGGUGAAGAAGCGUAACAUAAAGAAGCCGUUCAGCAAGGAGCCCAGCAAUGUGACUAACCUCAACUCCUACAGAUACAAUGGCUUGAUCCACAAGAAAGCUAUCAGCGUGGUCGAAAACCCUGACAAGAAAGGUUUCUCAGUGGUUUACAAGAAGGCUAAAGCUACAAACAAGCCAGUAAAGAACUCCAUACGCCGAUCUUUCAAAGCCGGCGCCAGAAGAUCACUCUUCAAGGUAAAACGGUUGCUGCAAGCGAACCACUACCGUACAGACUUGACUAAGGCUACUCUUCGCCGCGCUUCUGCUAUCCUCAGAUCCCAGAGGCCGCUCAAGGCGAAAAAACCUAAAGCAGCUGCUGCCAAGACAGAAUAAGUUUUGUAUGUAAGGGUCAAUAAAAAUUUAAAAAGUA
Plodia interpunctella (Indianmeal moth) is the source of this 540-nucleotide messenger RNA. RefSeq names its product Ribosomal protein L28 (gene RpL28). Gene Ontology annotation, cellular component: ribosome; cytosolic large ribosomal subunit. The record is from RefSeq and is a predicted model, not a curated record. Lineage: Eukaryota; Metazoa; Arthropoda; Insecta; Lepidoptera; Pyralidae. The transcript has a single exon. The coding region runs from base 84 to 503 and encodes 139 amino acids. Gene Ontology annotation, molecular function: structural constituent of ribosome. Gene Ontology annotation, biological process: translation.